AUGGAAUGUGAAAUAUUUUUAUCUCUUUUUAUAAAAAUUCUUGAUCCUGAUAAUCCAUUGUGGCAACGUGUUAUUUCAAUGGAAAUUUUUCGUGGCAUAUGUGUAGAUGGUGAAUUAUUGCGUUCAAUAUAUCGUAAUUAUGAUAAGAGUAGUCAUUCAACAAAUGUAUUUCAUGAUAUGAUUAAUUCUUUUGGAAAACUGGCUGCUGAAAAACCUCAAACUUUGAGCACCGGGAUACAUUCAUUUAUAGGUAAUUUACAUCAAGGUAGAGAAAGCAUAGAUAUUACUGGAAUGGCAACUGCUGCAAUAGGAAAUUCUGUUCAUGGUGAAUAUCCUUCUAUGACUGUUGUAAAUUCAACAAUGAAAGUACAAUGUAUUGAUCAAUUGGAUAAAAUAGAUCCACCUCAGAUUCCUGACACAUAUCAACAUUUUCUUGCACUUGUGUGUCUCAAUUCUAUAGCAGAUGGUCUUCAUAAUUUUGUUUUUACGAUAUUUUCAGAAGUUCUCCAAAAACAACCAGAUAAAGUAUUGUUAGAACGUCAACUUUCUACAUCAACUAUUUCAGGGAAUUCUACCCAUUCUCAAGAUUCUUCUAUAAGAACACAUGCAAGUCAACAACACGCGACUUUUAGUGCAACUACUUUGAAACAAUUGGAGUCACAUGCGUUAUAUAACGAAGUUCUCCUGGUCAAAGAGAUAGCAAAUACAGCAUGGCCCGGUUUAUUGGCUACGCAAUCUUUCUUCCUUACAAUAAAUAUUGACGAUGAAUUAUUUCAAGGUGUUUUGCGAGCUUAUCAGAAUUUUACUAUUGUAUGUGGCAUUCUGCAACUUACAACUCCUCGUGAUGCUUUUUUAACCAGUUUGUGUAAAGGUGCUGUACCGCCUAAUAUAAUCUCUGCUUUUUUGGCAGAAAGCAAAGCGAUUCAUACUGCUGGAACUACGACCAAUCACGACAGCUCUUUUGGUGUUACAUUAUCAGAUAGAAAUUUAUCAUGUUUAAAAAUACUUUUGAACAUUGCACAAUAUCUCGGUGGAGUUUUGGGUGAUUCAUGGUAUUUAGUGUUAGAAGUCUUGCAUUUAGCUGAUUUGAUAUUAUUUCCAAAACAUGGAAGAAGUGGAUCCAGAAGUACUAGAAGAUUAGGUUCUCAGAACACAGCAUCAUCAUCUACAACUUCAUUGGCCAAUUCUUUAACACCUAGAAGUUCUUCAUCAUCUAUUCAUCAAACAACAUCAACGGCACAAAAUAUAAAGCGAAAUUCUACCGUUAUCACAUCCUCUCAAGAUGCAUCAUCAUUAUCUAAUAAUCACUCUAACCAACUUUCAGCAAUUGAAAAUGAUUUAAAUAUUUUAUUGACACAGAUUAAAAAAUUAUUUGAUAAUUGCAGGUUCCUUGAAGAUGAUGCAUUGAAAGCUUUCACUAGAUCUCUAUGUAAGCUCAGUUUUGAUACAAUUGGAAUACCAUUUGAUGGUAAAAUUUUUUCAUCGAUAUCAUCGUCAUCAGAAAAUAAGACACCAAAAUCAACUACACUUGGAAUUUUAAAGGGGAAUAGGUCAGAUGAAAGAUCAUUUGCAAUCGAUAAAUUACGUUCAGUAGCACUAUUAAAUAUAAAUAGAGUAAUUGUUCAGGAGCCUUCUCUUAUAUGGGACCUAAUUAUUUCACAUCUAAUCAUCAUAGCAAAUUAUAUUUCAACUCCACAGCUAAUCCGUUUGCAAGCUUGUGAAACUUUAGCAGACAUUGUUAUUUCAUCAAUGAAUUAUGCAGAAUCUGUACAAAUGGAAAAUGAUGAGCGAAUUCAAAUGCAAUUACUUCUUGCCAUUAAUCAAUUAGUUAAUAAUUUAGAAAGAAAUCCUCAAACAAAUAAUAAAGGAUUUUACAUUGAAGUUCAAAAAAUGGGUUUGGAAACAUUAAAUAAAUUAUUGCAGAAUUCAGGACAUUCAUUCACUUACGGAUGGGGAAUGAUUUUUGAUAUGAUUAAAAGUGUAUGUACAAUUAAUUUAACUCCAUUAGAAAAUGACGAAGAUGAAAGCUGCACAGCCAGUUUAGAUAACAUUACCAUGGCAGAUAACUCAGCCCUUGGUAUUUCUAAUGUCAAAUCAUCUGGUUUGAUUCGUGUGGCAUUUCCUUGUUUGCAGCUAAUUUGUUCGGACUUUUUAUCGUUGCUUUCACCCGAGUGUUUGAAGCAAUGUAUAAAUACAUUAGGCGCAUUUGGUUUACAGGUGGAUGAUUUAAAUAUUAGCUUAACAGCCGUGACAUUAUUAUGGAACAUUUCUGACUUUAUACAGACCAAAAAAUCAGAACUGCUAAAAACCCAAGAAGAUCAAGAUGAAUGGGAGCUGAGUAAAAAUACUAUGAAUGCUCUUUGGAUGUUAUUAUUGUUACGACUUGCAAAGAUUUGCUCGGAUGUUCGAUUUGAAGUAAGGAACGGUGCAAAUCAAACUUUAUUCCGUACUAUAGAUAUGAAUGGGUCCUUAUUAGGGACUCAGAUAUGGCGUGCGUGUAUUUGGCAAGUUUUGUUUCCUUUGUUAAAUUCGGUUAAACAUGCAUCUGAAAAAGCUGUUAAAGUCAUGAAUCAACAAAAUCAUGAUGCUUUGAAUGAUAAACUUUCACCAUCACAAAAAGAAUUUACUGGUUUUAUGAUACAUCAUUCCCGUAAUACUGCAGAUAAACAAUGGGAUGAAACAAAAGUUCUGGUAUUAAGUGGUAUAUCUGGUAUUUUUAAAAACUUUAUACAUAUUCUGGUAAAUUUAGAUGAUUUUAAUCAAGCUUGGAGUUUUUUCCUUUCGCAUUUACAAGAUUCUUGUCUACAUUUUAGUCAUGAAGUAGCCAUUUCGGCUAUUAAAUCAUUACACACUAUGAUUCAAUUUACAAAUGAUGAUGUUCAUAAUGGUGAAUUGAAAGAAAUAAUUUUUCCAUUGUGGCAAACUGCAUGGGAAACAUGGGAAAGAAUUGGUUUAGCUAUUAUCACAAACUCAAACCACGAUAGUAACAAGAAAAAAAUAGAAACUGUUGAAACAUCAUCCAAAGUAGUCUCGUCAAAAUUCGACCAAGAUACCCUCACGGCAUUUAUUUUGACUUUUAUCGAUUUAUACAAUGUGAUUCGGACUGAUUUUGAGAUUAGUAAAAUAAAAAGAUUAUUAGAAAUCACUUAUGGGAUUUUGACUUACCCCUAUAGUCCUUCAUACAGACCUGAUUAUGAUUAUCUAACUCCUUUGCAAGAAGCAGUUUUGGAAGUAAUCAAUAAAUUAGAUCUAAAUGAAUCAGGUGCUCCUGCAGCAGUUUUAAGUAGUUUAGCAGAUUAUGCGACAUUGGCAUUUUUGGGAAAAUAUAAAGAAGAAAAUGGUCAUAAUAAAAAUAUUAAAGAGGAUAUUGGAUCUUUUGUACAAACCACCACUGUUAUUAAUACUAAUACUACUUCUGCUAUCACCAACAGCAAUACUACUUCAUUUAAAGAAGGAAUGUUUUCCAAAAAAUCUUAUGAAACAAUUACUUAUAUUGUAUUUUCUAAAACUGUGAUGCGUACUAUUAAAGUUCUGUUCAAUAAAUUUAAUAAUGAUAAAGGAAUAUAUUCAGAAGGAGUAUUUGCAAAAAUUAUUUGGGUAUGA
Messenger RNA from Entrophospora sp. SA101, 3603 nucleotides. The record is from the annotation of a GenBank genome assembly. NCBI's taxonomy places the organism in Eukaryota, Fungi, Glomeromycota, Glomeromycetes, Entrophosporales, Entrophosporaceae.